AAAUUGACAUCAAUCAGCUGUGAUUUAAACAUGCAAGAAUAAACAAAUAAAAACGAAAAAAAGAAUACCAGUUUACUUUUCUUUACAUUAAAGCGAAAUAACAAUGUACGAAAAAGAAAAAGAAACGAUCGAGAUUGGUAUAAUUGGUGCUGGUGGCAUGGGUCGUUUUUAUGCUCAAACAUUCUCUAAAGCCGGCUGGAAAAACGUGAAUGUAUGUGACCUGCCAGAAAAGUAUGAAAAUUUAAAGAAAGACUUCGAAGGUACGCCAAUCAAGGUAUUGCCUGAUGGAUUUCAUAUCUCAAGACGUUGCGAUUGGAUCAUGUAUGCUGUCGAGGCAGAGUACAUCAAUGCUGUAGUAAAGCAAUAUGGACCUGCUACCAAAAUUGGUGCUAUUGUUGGUGGGCAGACCUCCGUUAAGAAGCCCGAGAUCGAGGCAUUAGAGAAAUAUUUACCUGAAGAUGUCCACAUUAUUUCUUGUCACUCUAUGCAUGGUCCUGGCGUUGAUCCUACAGGACAGCCUCUGAUUGUCAUUAAACAUCGUGCUACUGAUGAAAAACUUGAUUUAGUACUUAAGCUUCUAUCUUGCUUUAAAUCCAACAUUGCACAACUUACAGCUGACGAACAUGAUCGCAUUACCGCGGACACACAAGCUGUAACCCAUGCUGCUUUCUUGACUAUGGGUAGUGCAUGGAGAGCAAAUGCUCAAUUUCCCUGGUUAUUACCCCAUUUUGUGGGAGGUAUCGAGAACGUCAAAGUGAACGUAGCAUUACGUAUUUAUAGUAACAAGUGGCAUGUUUAUGCAGGUCUUGCUAUCAUGAACCCUAUUGCCAAAGUCCAAAUCACACAAUACGCUAAAUGCGUAGCAGAUCUAUUCAAAUUGAUGAUUCAAGAAAAGGAAGAGGAAUUCCGAGCACGUAUUAAAAAGGCAGGCGAAUUUGUGUUUGGAGGUCUUCAAAAGGAUCAUGUUCCCAUUCUUUUAGAUGAUCGAAUUUUAGAUGAAUUUUCACUUUCAAAGAUACCCAAAGAAAAGAAGCAACCCAAUUCCCAUUUAUCUCUUUUGGCCAUGGUGGAUUGCUGGCAUCAAUUAGGGUUGAAUCCUUAUGAACACAUGGUGUGUCAAACGCCAUUAUUUAGAAUGUGGAUGGGUAUUACUGAGUAUCUGUUCCGUAAUGCAAGCAUGUUGGAUGAAGCUAUCAAUGCUGCUUUGUACCGUAAAGAAAUCCGACCUGAUGAUAUGGAAUUUGUGACAUGUGCUAGAGGUUGGGCAGAAUCCGUCUCUUUAGGAAGCAUGGAAGGAUAUCAAAAAAGAUUUGAAGAGACCGCUGAUUUCUUUAGGGAUCAAUUUGCUGAAAGUACAAUUGUUGGUAAUCGAAUGAUUUCAAUGAUUUCCAAAAAUAUUUCGCAGUAGUAUCUGUUCAUCGCAUGAAUAAAUGGAAAUGUUUUUGCUUGUACAGUGA
Messenger RNA from Mucor mucedo, 1457 nucleotides. RefSeq lists its product as uncharacterized. Bases 104 to 1408 code for a protein of 434 amino acids. The record is from RefSeq and is a predicted model, not a curated record. Gene Ontology annotation, molecular function: prephenate dehydrogenase (NADP+) activity; NAD+ binding; prephenate dehydrogenase (NAD+) activity. Gene Ontology annotation, biological process: L-tyrosine biosynthetic process. The transcript has 7 exons. NCBI's taxonomy places the organism in Eukaryota, Fungi, Mucoromycota, Mucoromycetes, Mucorales, Mucoraceae.